This is a messenger RNA of Loa loa (African eye worm), 1059 nucleotides long. RefSeq lists its product as hypothetical. The transcript is spliced from 8 exons. Gene Ontology annotation, molecular function: RNA polymerase II cis-regulatory region sequence-specific DNA binding; DNA-binding transcription factor activity, RNA polymerase II-specific. Gene Ontology annotation, biological process: regulation of transcription by RNA polymerase II; anatomical structure development. The record is from RefSeq and is a predicted model, not a curated record. NCBI's taxonomy places the organism in Eukaryota, Metazoa, Nematoda, Chromadorea, Rhabditida, Onchocercidae. The coding region runs from base 1 to 1059 and encodes 352 amino acids.
AUGGCAUGUACCAUAGGUAAUGCCACUACCAUUGACAUCAGCUCUACUACCGCUGCUGUUAGUGAUACCACGGCAUUAACAUCAAACCAUCAUUCUUUCACAUUUGCUAAUAUUAUGGGACAGGGUCGAGUGAAUCAACUUGGUGGUGUAUUUAUCAAUGGCCGUCCGUUGCCCCAGCACAUCCGGUUGAAAAUUGUUGAAAUGGCUACCAAUGGUGUGAAGCCGUGUCAUAUCAGCAGACAGUUACGAGUUUCACAUGGUUGUGUAUCAAAAAUUUUGUACCGUUAUGCUGAAACUGGAUCUGUAUCGCCUGGACAGAUCGGUGGUAAUCCACGAUCACGCAAAACGAUUCUAGCAUUAGAGGAGCACAUAGAUCGAAUUCGUCAAGAUCGACCCGCUAUCAAUGCUCAUGAAAUUCGUUUGAUGCUCAUUGAUAAAGGAAUUUGUAGUCGUUCGAAUGCGCCAACCAUUUCUUCAAUACAUAAAUACAUGAGGUUAGAUAGGAGUAUGCGAAGCGGAAUCCAGACUCAUCACUACUCGUCGAAAGCUUUGCUGAAACAACAUAAAGUUUUCACGUUAAAACAUAGUAUAGAUGGCAUUCUCGGUACCUUUACAGGAAAAUGCAAUAGUACUGGACAGUUACUCCCAGAAUAUCAAACAGAAAUGGUUGGUAGGACUCGUAGAAAUAGAACAAGUUUCACGCAGGAACAGCUAGAGGUAUUGGAAGCAGCUUUCAAAGCGAAUACCUAUCCGGAUCAGGAAUUGCGUGAGCGUCUUGCUGCAGCAACCAAAUUGGAUGAGGGUAAAAUACAGGUUUGGUUUAGCAAUCGUCGAGCUCGAUGCCGGAAAUCUCUAGCAACAUCAACAUUUAAUCCAUUCUUGUUUCAUCCAAAUUCUUCUGCGCCAUAUUUUCAAGAAAUGGACAUCAUAGCAUCGUCAAGAACUGAUAUUGAUACAUCCUUUUUAUUAAAUCCAUAUACAACUGCAGCCGCUGUUGCCGACAUACACUCAAUAAACUUUGCAGAUUUACCAUCACUGUUGUUUCCAGCAAGCGUCUAA